GCAGUAUGUGUCGGCAGUCGGCGGGGGUUCUCCGUCGGCUGCUUCCAACGGCGGGCUGCAAAACGUGCUGUUGAGUUCGAAAUUCUUAAAGGCGGCUCAAGAGCUUCUCGACGAGGUGGUGAAUGUGGGAAAGGGAGUGAAGAGUGAAGGGGAAAAUAAAGAGGUGCUGCCCAAGAAUGACGGAAUCGCCAGCUCAGACGGAGAGCAGAGUGGGGGUAAACGCGCCGCCGCGGAGCUCUCCACAGCAGAGAGACAGGAAAUUCAAAUGAAGAAAGCAAAGCUUGUGAACAUGCUCGAUGAGGUGGAACAGAGAUACAGACAAUACCACGAGCAGAUGCAGGUGGUGAUAUCAUGGUUUGAGCAGGCGGCAGGGGCGGGUUCUUGUAGAACGUACACAGCCCUGGCGUUGCAGACCAUCUCAAAGCAGUUCAGGUGCCUUAAAGACGCGAUCUUGGGGCAAAUACGAGCUGCCGGGAAGAGCUUAGGAGAAGUCGAAGUUGGUGGUGGCGGUUCAUCCCCAUCGUCGUCGUCCCCAUCCAGCAGGCUGAAGUUUGUGGAUAGGCAGCUCAGGCAACACAGGGCUUUGCAACAGUUGGGAAUGAUCCAACACAACAGCAACGGCGCAGCUUGGCGGCCCCAGCGAGGAUUGCCGGAGCGCUCUGUUUCUGUUCUUCGCGCUUGGCUCUUUGAGCAUUUCCUCCACCCUUACCCAAAAGAUUCAGACAAAAUCAUGCUGGCUAAACAAACAGGUCUUACCAGGAAUCAGGUGUCAAAUUGGUUCAUCAAUGCUCGGGUCCGACUGUGGAAGCCAAUGGUAGAAGAGAUGUAUCUGGAAGAGACCAAGGAACAAGAACAAAGCCAAAAUGCAUUAGAGAACCAAACAGGGAAAGGUAGUGAGCCAAACAAAGAUUCUUCAGAGUGUUCGGAUCAUCAAGAAAAGAGCAGUCUUACCCCAAACCAACAACUCUCUACUGUAUCUUCUCCCGCGGACAGAAACCAAUCCAGUUUCAGCCCGGAAAGCCCGAAGAAGGCCAGAAGAGCACAAGGCCCGGACUCUUCCUCCAUGGAUUUUACAUUAAUGGGUGGUGGAGGUGGGGGAUCAGCUAACUUCAUUGGCGGGUUCGAGUCAUACCCGAUUGGAGAAAUUGGAUCAUAUUCGGGCAAUGCGGUCUCCCUAACGCUUGGUCUGCCUCAUAGUGAAAACCUCUCAAUGUCAGGGGCACACCACGGGUUCAUCCCAACUCAAGAAAUGCAUAUGGAAAGAGGGGUAGAAUUGGGAGAAUCGAAUGAUCAGUUUGGCGGUAUGAAUGCUCCAAUGAGUUACAACAACAUUGAGAACCGGAAGAGGUUUGCCGCACCAUUGUUGCCAGACUUUAUAGCUUGCGGUUACCAACAAAUGCUCAGCAAGGAAGUAAGAGAUUCUUCAUAAUACUGUAAAGAUAUAAAAACAUUUAUACUUUGCAGAAGAACAAGCAAUAUAGUUCAUAUGGAUAGUUUUUUAGCCUUUUAGACAUUAUAUUGGUGAGGAUUGUAUAGUGUGAUUGCUGUUGUAUUUAAUAU
Cuscuta epithymum is the source of this 1560-nucleotide messenger RNA. NCBI's taxonomy places the organism in Eukaryota, Viridiplantae, Streptophyta, Magnoliopsida, Solanales, Convolvulaceae. The record is from the annotation of a GenBank genome assembly.